Messenger RNA from Suillus paluster, 2407 nucleotides. RefSeq names its product Metallo-dependent phosphatase-like protein. The transcript has 17 exons. Gene Ontology annotation, molecular function: endopolyphosphatase activity; exopolyphosphatase activity. Lineage: Eukaryota; Fungi; Basidiomycota; Agaricomycetes; Boletales; Suillaceae. Gene Ontology annotation, cellular component: fungal-type vacuole. Gene Ontology annotation, biological process: polyphosphate catabolic process. The coding region runs from base 292 to 1971 and encodes 559 amino acids. The record is from RefSeq and is a predicted model, not a curated record.
ACGUUUCAUAGAUCAUCCAGGAACACUCGCACGGAGUACCCUCGCAGAGCUAUCGCAUUUUGCAUGCCGUAGUCCGUGAAACAACGGACCUAAAUAUGCUGUUCCGUUCACGAAGGACGCUCCAAUCAGCUCCAUGGCAUAUGAUAGGUCAGAGGGACAAACGUGCUUGAAUUGAACCCAUUCUUGGGUUUGGCAGGGGCCACCAAGUCGACUGUAGCUGUACACCGCUCCUUAUUAAUAUUUCGUACUACAUUCCGAUGAACCAACAUCAACCCACUUCCCCGAGAACUCAUGAGGACGCGACUCAGUCUGUUUUUUUCCCUAGGACUUUACUGCACUGCGAGCGUCGCGUUUCCUACACAGAUUGUAUUGGAUAAAUCGUUGGCUGAACAUCAACUUUCCCCCAGGAAGCUUCACGGUCGUUUUCUGCACAUCACAGAUAUUCAUCCCGAUCCGUUUUACGAACCUGGUACAUCGCAAUCCUCUGCGUGUCAUCGAGCCGACCUCAAGGACAGUCGUCCGGCAGGUUACUACGGAACAGCAUACAGCUCAUGUGAUUCGCCAUUCAGCCUGACAAAUUUCACGCUUGACUUCUUGGAUGAACAUUGGACCUCUGACAUUGAUUUUGUAAUCUGGACUGGUGACAAUGCAAGACACGACAAUGAUGACGACAUACCACGACCGCUUGACGAAAUAUACGACUUGAAUCGCGCUGUGGCCAAGAAGAUGGAGCAUGUAUUUUUGAGCAAAGGCAUUCCAGUCGUGCCAAGUUUGGGAAACAAUGACAUAUGGCCCCAUAAUACAUUAUCUGCUGGACCUAAUAAGAUUUUCGAAGAGUUCUCUUCGAUAUGGAGCGCAUUUAUACCCUCUGCAUCGUCGGCAUCAUUUCACCAAGGAGCAUACUUCUCAACGGAGAUCAUACCUGAUGCGGUGGCUGCUAUUAGCCUCAAUACCUUAUACUUUUAUAAGAAGAAUCAGGCUGUAGGAGGAUGUGAUUUUACCGAUCCAAACGACCCUGGAAAUAUUCACCUUGAUUGGCUCGAGGAGCAACUGGAAGCGUUCCGAUCUCGGCAGAUGCAGGUUUGGAUUACAGGACAUGUACCUCCCUCUGAAAAGAAGUACUUCCCGGAAUGUUAUUACCGUUUCGUAGAGUUGAACCUGCGAUUCCAAGAUACGAUUCUGGGCAAUUUGUUCGGGCACUUAAAUGUUGACCACUUCUCUUUCUUGGACGCUGAUGAUAUCGGCAUGGACAUGUCCGCAGAAAUCUUCUCGGGCAGCACAAUCUUCGAGACGCUCAUCGCUGAUUUUUUGGAGAUACCAGAACCCCUCGAGGAGACUCACUACGACAACUAUGCAGUAGUGAAUGUUAACGCUGCCAUUGUGCCAAAUCCCUACAUUCCAUCCUUCCGAGUUUUUGCGUACAACACUACUGGACUCUCGGGUUUCGCAAGGGAUGUCGGUUCCGAUCCAUAUCUCCAAACAACAAAGGCGACUCGGCGGAGACGUGCCUUGAACGAUAAACAAGUUCGCGCAUCCAAGAAGCCGAUGUGUGAACUCAAAACGUGGAAGUGCCAGUUUGACAAACCCUGGCACUCAGAUAGCGAGUCGCCGUCAAGAAGCAACUCGUUGUGGUCGCCCCUGGGAUACGCACAGUUCUACAUGCCAAGGCUGGAAGAAUUCGAUCAGACCCAUCACCCAGAAUUCGAACUCGAGUACAUGACCUUCCCUCUUUCAGGGUUGCACCCCGAUGAAGCAGCACAAGAUAUCACAAACCAUCAAUAUGUUAUUCCUUUACGGCUUCUGCCAGAAGAACUUCGCCAGUCCGGUACUGUGGAGUCAGUGUACACGCCUUACGAGUUAGACGACUUGACCAUCCCAUCGUGGUUGGAUCUUGCCACGAGGCUUACAAAGGAGAAGGAUCUUCGAUUGAGGUUCAAGGAGUUUAUGUACAUGGGCGGGGAGGAGAGCUGACAGUUUGAAACGUAUGCGCGGAAACGGACAAAGACGUUAAGAUCCAAGCUAUGUAUUACAUAUUGUUGAUGUAUUGGCUGUAGGACUCGAGCUCGUUAUAAUGUUGUUAUUGUUAUACGAUUAAUAUGUAUUAGUAUCUUGAAAGUGGCACAGCUGUAAUAGUAUUCCUGAACCUUACCAUCACCCGAGCGCUAUGUUGGUCCCAACUUGGAUUGCAAUGUGCAUCGAUGCAUCCUUUGAUUCAUCGAUAGAGGCUCGACUAGUGCCGGUUCUUCCACAGAUUUCAUAUAUCGGUGCAUGCGCAGCCCUUGGAUGGCAGUAUGUUCUUCGUCAUCCUUGCACAACCUCAAGGAGGAGGUGGCGACUCUGACGAGAACUGUGAGUCUUUCUCGCCCAUUGAAUUUCACCUCCUUCAGGUUGAACCUUCUCUUAUCGA